AUGAAUGCUUCGAAAUUGUUUGACCCUGCGAGACAUCUCGCCUAUCAACGCCCAACAGCAAUUCACACACUGGAAGACUUCCAUUUACCGCCAUCCCCAAUUUCUCCAAUUGCCUCAACCGAACCAUUCCCUUUACUCUCGGAAGAAGCUAUCCUCCAACAUCGUCGAGAAUUAUUUUCUAAGGAUGUGCUGGAUAACUGUCUGUACUACACUCGGCCCGGGUCUGUACAGCUUCGAGGCAUGGCACCCCGAUACACUCCGUUCAUAUAUCAGUUCUGGACGUCACCCGAAGUCCUCAAAAUCGUGAGUGAACUCGCUGGAGUUGACCUCGUGCCAGUCAUGGAUUAUGAGAUCUGUCACACCAACGUACAGCUGGGUCCAGAUGGGAUCGAGGGCGUCAGACAUACUCCUAUUGUCCCGCCUCAGGCUCCCGAAGAUACGACUGAGGGGGCUUCUACAAACCUGACCAAAGUUGGAGGCGCAGUCAAACCAGCCAAAGAGGCUAUUGUACCUUGGCAUCGAGAUUCGCACCCAUUUGUGUGCGUUGUUAUGUUGUCGGAUGCUAGGUAUAUGACGGAUGGAGAAACCGAGAUCCAGUGCGGUGAUGGUCGAACCACCAAAGUUCGUUCUCCUCAGAUGGGUGGUGCUGUCAUUCUGCAGGGCAGACAAAUAUCUCACAUCGCGAUCCCUGCCGGUAAUAUGCCAGAACGUAUUACAAUUGUCUGCUCAUUCCGUCCACGAUCUCCAGAGCUCCUAGAUGAUUCUUCUAACAUGAAUGUUCGCACCAAGUCACGUCUACCAGAAUUAUACUACCAGUGGACUAGCUACCGUUUGCAUCUAUUGAGCAGGAGAUUUCGCAUCGAGGCAGACAAACUCGAUGCCAAGUAUCAGAAAACCAUUGAAGAAACCGACAGUGGCAAGCCAGGUGAUUGCCGGGAUGACAUUGUCGACGUUGAGAAGCUUGGGCAGUGGAUGGAUGCUCAGAUAAGAUACAUGAAGCAGACUUUAUACGAAAUGCGAGAGGUUACCCCUGAGGAUAACAUCAACAAGAAUGAGAUCCCUAAUGUUCAAUUUUAA
Messenger RNA from Rhinocladiella mackenziei CBS 650.93, 1077 nucleotides. RefSeq lists its product as uncharacterized. Lineage: Eukaryota; Fungi; Ascomycota; Eurotiomycetes; Chaetothyriales; Herpotrichiellaceae. The transcript has 2 exons. Bases 1 to 1077 code for a protein of 358 amino acids. The record is from RefSeq and is a predicted model, not a curated record.